This is a messenger RNA of Drosophila innubila, 1340 nucleotides long. RefSeq lists its product as uncharacterized. The record is from RefSeq and is a predicted model, not a curated record. Bases 1 to 1272 code for a protein of 423 amino acids. The transcript has a single exon. Lineage: Eukaryota; Metazoa; Arthropoda; Insecta; Diptera; Drosophilidae.
AUGCCUUUGUUGGGUGCCUACAUAGAGACUUUACCACAUGUUGAGUUUUGGGGUUACAACCGCGUCGGACGUAAUACCUAUCCCAAUUUGGUGCCACUUUUUAGUGGGUUGAAUGAAACGGAGCUUGAAUCUGAAUGUUAUAGUGGCCAAUUAAACUACGAUAAAUGCGAUUUUAUCUGGAAACACUUUAAGAGUGCCGGGUACAAUACAAGCUAUGCCGAAGACACCUUUAUUGGAGGCAUAUUUAACUAUGGUAAAUGGGGAUUCAAUAAGAAACCUACCGACUUUUAUUUACGUCCUGUGAUGCUGGAAGUUGAUAAAUAUACUCGAUACAGUAUUGACGAGCAAGAGGACAUUCACUGCUCUGGAAGUCGCAAGUAUGCGGAAAUUCUAUAUGAAUUUAUUUUCAAGAUGAUACCUCAGCUAAAUAAAGGGUCUCAAUUCUCAUUCUUCUGGCAAUCUCAAGGAGUACAUGACUAUUUUGGAUAUUCUCAGUUUUUGGAUAAGGAUUAUAUGAAAUUGUUAGAUAGGUUAAGAUCCAAUCAUAUUUUAAAGAAUACUAUGCUAUUUCUUAUGUCUGACCAUGGAUUACGAUAUGGUUCUUUUCGAUCAACCUACCAAGGAAUGCUGGAAGAAUCGCAGCCCCUUUUGAUAGCUAUCUAUCCGAAAUGGCUGGAAACAACUUAUCCCAAGGCUAUAACUAAUCUUCGGAAAAAUGCUCAUAGCCUUAUCACAACAUUUGAUUUGCAUGCCACCCUCAAGGAUUUGACCAAUUUAAAUCUUCUUAAUGAUAGCCAAAUUGACCAUCGCUCUAUAUUACUUUAUGAGUUAGGACCAAAUAUGUCUCGAGGCAUAAGCCUGUUUUUACCUGUACCAGAAAGUCGGGACUGUGAAAUGGCAGGGAUUCCGUCAUCCUUCUGCCUUUGUCAGACUUUCAGCCAGAUGGAUACUACGGAUGAGAAAUCAGAGCAGGCUGCUCGUUUUGUCGUGGAGAGUAUCAACACUUGGAUAAGCAGCUACAGACAAUGUCAGAUAUUACGACUGGAAGAUGUGCUUGAGGCGUAUAUCCUUAAUCGAAAACAAAUUCGGCAAGAGCUUGAGGUUAAAGUUCGAGUGCAAACUUCUCCUGGUGCUGGUAGAUUUGAAGGUAUUGUCAGAUUUCUUAGAGAUUCUAUGGUGCUCAACGGACCUAUUCUCAGGACUAACAAAUAUGGCAAUCAAUCUUAUUGUGUGGAUGAUUAUCACAUCGAAAUGUAUUGUUUUUGUUUGUAAGGGAAGUAAGAGAGAUUACUUGAACUGUAAGUCCAUCUAUAAUAAAAAUAAACUUGACUGAAACUAUU